This is a messenger RNA of Xyrichtys novacula (pearly razorfish), 3938 nucleotides long. The record is from the annotation of a GenBank genome assembly. Lineage: Eukaryota; Metazoa; Chordata; Actinopteri; Labriformes; Labridae.
ACUGAGGCUGUGAGGUGUUCAGAAAAGGCUGAGAGACUCUGAAGGAGAAAUUCAACACACCAGAUCCAGAGAAAGCAGCAAGAUGAAGACCUUGGUUUGUUUGUCGAUCUUCCUCACAGUUUUUCUCCAGCUGUCCAGCACUGUGACUGUCACGGUAAGAAAACAUGACAUCUGCCAACAGAAACUCUGGCAAAAGUCUUAAAAUGUUAAGACUUAAAAAUACAGAGAAAAAGAGCAACAUUUCAGACAGCUCAUCUGUAGUUACAUUUGUAGUUUUAACUUCUGUUUCUUCACGUGAAAAUGUACAUUUUAAAACUUCAACUCACUAGACAAAAAGGGUGAAACUGUAAAGAAUCUCAGACUGGCAGAUGGACAAAGUGCCUCCUUAUCCAGUGUUGGAAAGCUGUGGGUGGGGGGUUUAUCUGAUGUGUCUGAUAAUCGCUUCUUGAACAGUUAUUGGCCUCUUAACUUUACAAACCUUCAGAUAAUGAAGUGGGUUACUGUUCUGACUCUGACUCCAGAUAACAGGCUGUUCUUGAAGCACAGGAACCAAAAUGUUUUACAUGCAAGCCCACAGCAAUAACUGAAGGCUGGGAUUGGGACAUGCCUGAAUUGGAACAAGUGUGAUGGAAAUUUGGUAAUUCCAUAUACGCCUGUAUUCCCACAGACAUCUUUUUCAGAUUUUCUUACAGUAUGAGGUCUGUUAGGUCAAGCUCAGGCUAGUAGUAGAGUAAACUAUUGCUUUUGUUUACUGUAACUCAUGUACCAUGUCAACUUGUAAAAAAUGUAACCUCAGAAAGACAUCAGAUGAACAGUCUAGGACUGAAAGCUGCUGGGAGAUGAAAUUUUUUGGGGAAAAAAAACAGAGAUAAUGCCCUAUUACAAACCUUGAGUAGAUCUUUUAAGUAUAACAAAACAAGAGGGUCAAGAGUUGAACCCUGAGUACCCCAUGCAAUUGCUUGGCUCUGAUUGUGUUUUACCCAUUUAAUAUUACUUUAACCAUUAUAAAGGAAAAAAAUUAAAAAGCUUUUUUUUUCUUUAAGGAUCUGAUUGUCAAUGUUGUCAAAAGCUUUUGACAGGUCCAAGAAAAUGCCAGGAGAAAAACUUAAGUCAUCUAAGUUUGAAGAACUUUCAAGAACAGGCUGCAUAAGAGCUGUUUCUUUUCUGAAAACCUUAUUGAUACUUUUACAACUGUCAUCCAAAUGUUUAUUUUUUUAAUUGAUGUACAAGAUUUUUUAUGAUUUUCUUUUAAAAAACUUUAUUUGAACCAGUAACUGGUCAAUUUGGUGGAAUCACCUGUUUUAAAUAGGGAAUGGGGAAACCAGGUGGUCGUUUAUUUGUCAAUCGGUACCUAAAAACACACCCUGUGCUAUCUGUUUAACACCAAAGCAACUGUAAGAAACUGAGACCACUGAAUCACUAAAAAAAUAUUUACCAAGGCAAUUAAUCAACUCAGCAGCUGGCUCAUUUCUCACUGACUUCUUCAUUGCCUAGCAUCUUUCUCUAAUAGUGGGGUUGACCUGUGCCGGACAUUAUAAAGAGUGCAGGUUCUAACAGCACUGGUUCUGAAACAAGAAGGCAAAAUGCACUUAAACUGUACCUUUAGGAUUCUAAAAAUUACAAUUAUUUGUGUGGAUUACUUGUCUGCUCUUGCAGCAAAAGGUGUGAAAUAAACCCUGAGGUGGACAAAUGCAUGAGCCUUUUACAUAUAAUGCCAAAGAUGUGAGUAUUCACUGUUGCUGUGUUUGAGAUCCUCACGUGCAAACCUGUCACCCCCUGCAGGAAGGAGACUUUCAGUUCUCUCUUGAGUCGGUAAAAGCUCUUGGUGCUCUGAUGAACGGAGUCGGUUCCUCGGCUGAUCAGAAGCUGCAGGCCAUGGUGGUCAAAGCAGCAGCUGUGUGUUCACAUCCUGAUCUACCCGAAGACUUCAAACCCUUGUGUCUGAGGAAAGACGCUGGAGAGUCUCUGGCUCGGCUGGGUAAAAGCUUUUUUUUUUUUUUUUUACAAUUCACAUAUAAUCCAACAGUCGUCAAAGUUAUUGUGUAUACUCUAUGAUAGCGGGAAAAGUCAACAGGCGAUUUUAGUUUGUACCCACUGAAUAAGUUAAGAGUGGAGACAUGGAUAAACAGGAAAAGACAAAAGUUAAUCUGCCAGUUUCAAAUGUGUCUUUAAAAUGACAGCUAAAAUCUGAGGGAUCCUGAAAUGAUUAACUUAAGAUCUCUCAAAAUGCCUCUCCAAGCUGAAGGAGCACAGGAAGACACUCUUAUUCUCCAAAUGAGUGAUUUUAAUGCUUCAUUCAAAGGGAAACUGUAAGUAGACUCACCCAGCGUGUUGCUGAUAAUCCCUCGUUGCACAGGUGAAGCUCAGAAGGUCAAUGUUAAUGCAGAAAGUGGAAUCAGGAGCAGUGAAUCAUGUUUACAGACAGUUUUAAUGAUACUGUCUGUUAACAUCUGAAUAAACUCGAGGUUUAAUCUCUAAUCCAAAACGAUGACCUCCUAAUGAUCAUCUGUGGUGACAGGACGCAACAUCCUCAUCCUUUAUAUUCAUACAGAUCAAUAAUGCGGAUAUGUGGUUAAAUUUUAAGAAGGGGUUUGAGCUUGGUGAGGUUAGGACAGUGUUUUUCAAAGUGGGGUCCUAAUGAGAGGCAUGUGUCUUCAGACCUGGAGACUGCAGAUUCAGGACUGCAUUACUGACAUCUAGUUGUUUACAGCAGCACCACCUAGUGCUCCCUACGACUGCAGCUUAAGGUGCUAUCCCAUAAAUUUCUCCAAUAGUAUUUUAAGUGGAAAUAAAUGCCACAAACUGGAUGCAUUGUGGGACUUUUUUCAAGGCUAAUACCACAUAGCUGCAGUCUCACAGAUAAAUUUUAAGUCAGGCAUACUGGUCUUCUUUUAUAAUGUCUAACCCACACCCUUAUUCUAACCACAAAUGCCAAAUACAGGUCCUUAAAUGCAGUCCAAGAAUUCCAGUCCUGAAACUGCAGCCUCUGGCUCUGCAGACACAUCUUACAGGGAUUUUAGACUCCAGAGAAUUGGCAAAAAUAUUAGAAAUAAUUUGUUUUCUCUCUCUCUCAGCUGACGUAGCAUCCAACGCUGACGUCUGUGAGAUCUGUCAAUAUGUGGCCUGCACUGGCUGCUGAAGGAAAUCUGCAUGAGUGCUACCUGUUGGAAACUACGUCCAUGGAUCAGAAAUUUAUAUAAAAGUAUAAAACAGUCAUUAAAAACUGAUUCAUUUUUUAUAUGCUGUGAUUUUAUUGUUUUCUGGGUUUAAUAACUGGAUGUUUGUGAGUUGGAAGUCUUUGAUUUCAAGAGCAGAAUAAAUCUGGUCAAACAUUUGUACAUCUUGUGAUUGUUUUUAAAAAACUUUUGUUUUUUUCAUAAAAUGAUAAUAAACUGUUUGCAUAAUUGCACUUUUUCUUCUUUCUUUGGGAAACAGUCUGAAUAUUUCAGAGCAGAGUUAAGUGGAGCUACACUAUAGUGAAGCCGAGCACAUAAACUCUUGAACUUGGUUUGAAUUCCUGACCUCAUACUUGACAGCUGUUGUACACUUGUGUGAUUGAUGGCUGUUGUUUUUAGAGCUUCAGUGUGAGCAAAGAACAGCUGAAGUUAAAGUCUCCACAGAAAAAUACAAGGCUGUCAGUAUUUUUCAGGUCAGGUGUGUCACUUCAGUCAUAGUGACAGCAGAUGAGUGGACUUGUGUGAGUAAUGCUCUUUGAUUAAGGUGAUUCUGACACUCAAGAUUUCUCAUCUUUCAUCCCUUAUUCUGAGUCAAUAUUUUAGUCCCCCUGAACCAAAUCCAAGAAAGAAAAUCAGACAUUUGUUAAAAUAUCCAACAUUUCUGAAUGCAGUCUAGUUCUCUCUCUUCUGAUGUUUGUGGCUGGAGAUGAAGAUUUAUUAAAUAUAUCUGCACCAGUCAGACAACUGAAAAAAAAAAUAAGG